CGUCGCCUUUAAAUCGGUCCUCCGGCUCAUUCGCCGCAGUUUGAAGCUGCACCGCGCGGAAGGAGGCUGAUCAUGAAUGUAAAACACAUCAGGUCCGUCGUAUAAUGGGCAUCGAGGACGCGAGCAUGAGGAACGGACGGGCUCUGUCCGAUCAGUGGGCCGACAGCGUGGUGGUCCGGCCCCGGACGACCGAGCAGCACAUCACGGUGAACAAGAGGCUCGUGCUGGGCUUCGCCAUCUCCAUCCUCACCCUCAUCGUCGUCACGGCCAUCGCCAUAACGCUGAGCGUCAGCUUCGAGAGAUGCGCCGCGGAGAGCAGCGGGGCUCUGGCCGCGAACGGCUCCAGCAACAGCAAGUGGAAACAGUCCCGGGACGCUAACAUCAGUCACAGAGACUCGGAGGACGGCCAGCAGCCCUGGAGACACCUGCGCUUACCGGCCACCCUGCGCCCGCGCCACUACGACCUCCGCCUGACCGCGUCCAUGGAGAACUUCACCUUCUCCGGGGAGGUGCGCGUCGAGUUUGAGUGCGUUCAGUCCACGAAGCUGAUCGUGCUGCACGCGGACCGGCUGGAGGUGGACAAGGUGCUGGUGUACUCGGACAGCAAGAAAGCGGGCGCCAUGAGGAUCCAGCGCCGCUUCCACUACCAGCCCAAGCAGGUGUAUGUGAUCGCGCUGCACAGAGAGAUGAAGCCCCUCAGAACAUACAAGAUCAACAUCACUUUCCACGCGCACAUCGAGCACGAGCUCCUGGGCUUCUUCCGCAGCUCCUAUGUGCUGAACGGAGAAAGAAGGUUUCUGGCGGUGACGCAGUUCUCCCCGACUCACGCUAGAAAGGCUUUCCCGUGUUUCGACGAGCCCAUCUACAAAGCCACGUUCAGAGUGAGUCUGAAACACGAGAGCUCGUAUCAGUCGCUCUCUAACAUGCCGGUGGAGGCCUCGACGUCUGACGAGGACGGAUGGGUGACCAGCCACUUCUCCAGGACGCCCCGCAUGUCCACGUACUACCUGGCCUGGGCCGUGUGCAACUUCACCUACAGAGAAGCAGUUACAGACAGUGGAGUUGUGAUUCGGCUGUGCGCCAGGCCUGACGCCAUCCAGAGCGGAUCGGGGGACUACGCUCUGCACAUCACCAAGAGACUCCUUCAGUUUUACCAGGAUUACUUCAAAGUCAAAUAUUCCCUCCCUAAAUUAGAUCUGCUGGCGGUGCCGAAGCAUCCGUACGCAGCCAUGGAGAACUGGGGCCUGAGUGUGUUUGUGGAGCAGAAGAUCUUGUUGGAUCGUGACGUCUCCUCCUUCUCCUAUCAGAUGGAGCUCACCAUGGUGGUGGUGCACGAGAUCUGUCAUCAGUGGUUUGGGGAUCUGGUCACACCGGUUUGGUGGGAAGACGUUUGGCUGAAGGAGGGAUUCGCUCAUUACUUUGAGUACAUCGGGGCCGAUUUCCUCUUUCCAAAGUGGAACAUGGAGAAGCAGAGGUUCCUGACUGACGUUCUUCAUGAAGUCAUGUUACUGGACGGUUUGGCCAGUUCUCAUCCCAUCUCUCAGGAAGUGUUUGAAGCCACAGACAUCGACAGAGUGUUUGACUGGAUCGCGUAUAAAAAGGGAGCCGCUCUGAUCCGAAUGCUGGCUAACGUCAUGGGACAGCCGCUAUUCCAGAGAGGCCUCAAUGAUUACUUGAUGACGCACAUGUACGGAAACGCGGCGAGAGAUGACUUGUGGAACAAAUUCUCCGAGGCCAUGCAGCGGGAGGGAAAGGACAUCAACAUCACGCAGGUCAUGGACCGCUGGACGCUCCAGAUGGGUUACCCCGUCGUCACCAUCAGCAAGAACGACAGUCUUGACAACAGUGUCACCAUCUCACAGGAGCACUUCGUCUAUGACACCGACGCCAAGAUCCAGAAUCCUGAGCUGUUCAACAAAAGCUUCCAGUGGCAAAUACCGCUGACGCUCGAGGUGGGAAACUCCAGUCACAUAUCAACAGAGACCAUCAUCUGGGUCUCCAAUAAAACAGAGAGGCACAGAGUGGGUCACGUGGACGGCGAGACGUGGUUGCUGGGCAACAUCAAUCAAACGGGCUACUUCAGAGUGAACUAUGACCUUCACAACUGGAGACUUCUCAUUCAACAGCUGAUGACCAACCCAACGAUCAUCUCUGUGGGCAACAGGGCCGGUCUGAUUGAUGACGUCUUUAACCUAGCGAGAGCGGGGUAUUUGCCCCAAAACGUCCCCCUGCAGAUGAUCUCAUAUUUAUCUCAGGAGACUGAGUUUCUGCCGUGGCACGCUGCUAGUCGAGCUCUUUACCAGCUGGAUAAACUCCUGGACCGCACAGAAGACCACAGCCUGUUUAGCGACUAUGUUCUAAGACAGGUGGAACCGAAGUAUCACAAGCUGGGCUGGCCUGCCUCUUCCCCUGACGGCUCCUUCAUGCAGGCGGCUUAUCAGGCCGAAGAGCUACAGAGAGAGGUGAUGAUGCUGGCCUGCAGUUUUGGAAACAAACACUGUCACCGACAGGCUGUUUCUCUCAUUUCAGACUGGAUUUCCAGCAACAAGAACAGGAUUCCACCCAACGUGAGGGACAUUGUGUACUGCACGGGUGUUUCUCUGAUGGAUGAGGACGUGUGGGAGUUCAUCUGGAUGAAGUUUCACUCAUCGACAGCCAUCUCUGAGAAGAAGGUUCUUUUGGAGGCCUUGACCUGCAGUGACAACAUCUUCCUGCUCAACAGGCUCCUGAACCUGUCCCUCACCUCUGACCUGGUGCCCGAUCAGGACGUGAUCGAUGUCAUCAUUCACGUGGGCCGCAAUCCGCUCGGAAGACAUUUAGCGUGGAGAUAUUUCCGCGAGAAGUGGGACAUAUUGAAUUCCAGGUACGGAGAGGCCUUAUUUAUGAACUCAAAAUUAAUCAGCGGCGUGACGGAGUUUCUCAACACCGAGGCCGAGUUGAAUGAGCUGAAAGAGUUCAUCCUGACCAGCGGGGGAGAGUCGGCGCCCGCGUUCGCCCGAGCCGUCGAGAUCGUUCAAGCUAAUGUAAAAUGGCACGUCCUGUUCCAGCAACAGUUUUACCGAUGGCUGCGGAAAGCUCCUGACGGUUAACGCAACAUCAAGCAUGGAGCGUUCUAUUAGCAUGGAAACUCAUGGCCAGUGGCGUGGGGAGAUACGAGUGAAAUAAAAAAAAAAAAAGUGUAAAAAACUAUUCUUGACUACGAGAAUCAGCAAAAUUGAGCUUUUAUUUCCCUGCUGUUUUCGAAACGACCGGGCCCUCGCAGACCAGGACGAAACGAACGGUUGGAAACACCGAAGGAAUCAACGUCGGAAAUUGCAUGAUGGCAGUAGAGACAGACGAUUUACAUUCCAUUUCCCCUCGUAUUUUGCAUGAAAGUCAUUUCCUUCUUGCCAUCAUUCUGUUUGCUGGAGUUUGACCUUUUCUGAGCCCUGAGAAGAAGACCGGGUGACGGUACAAAGAGAUCGCUUCUUGGGUAUAUAUAUAUAUAUAUAUAUAUACACACAAACACAAUUUAGAUUAAGCACAAAGAUGUGACAAUCAGUGUUUUGAUCGGAACGGUACGAGGACGACAAAGAGGAGGAGCAUUCAUGUAGCCUUUUCUCUCUCCAAAGCCAUAAAGAAGAGCAGACUGAAUUUCAUCUCUCGUACGGAUGACGUUUAUUGUUUGACGGUCAACCGAAGAAGGCAUCUUUUGGAGGUUUUUCUGCUGGCGAUGGUUGAACCCGCAGGUGUCUUGGAUCAUUUGCAUUCUCAUAGUGUUACUCUUCGCUCUCCAGUUUUGGAGGGUUCGUCCUUGAAUAUGUUUGUUUGAGUGGAAAAAUAAUCAGUGUGUCGAUAUUUUCAUGGAUGAUUUAUUGAUAAGCUGGAAGGAGGUCAAUGCAGCGCUGAGAUGUUAUCUUGUUGUGGAUAAUGUGAGCUUUUGAAACGGAUGGUUGUCAUGGAGACCAAUUAUAAAGGUUUUCAUAGUUUUAUCGUUCUUCUUUUUUUUCCAUUAUUAUUAUUAUUAUUAUUAUUAUUAUUAUUACUAUAUUUUUUUUUUUACAUGGACAUGAAUGGUUAAAAUGUGCAGUGUUGAAAGUGAUGUAGUGGUUGACCAAUAUGCAGGUUUCUGUACGUCUGACUUGUUUUAAAGAAUGUUAAAAAAUAUCAGUUAAGCAAGACAACUUUACGUUUGAAGCAAAAUUGUGUAAUAUAGCGCUUUUCAGAGGAUAUAUCUUGAAUUGUAUUUAUUUUUCUUACUCAGAUGGUUUCCUUAGUUUUUUAAGCAUUUGUCUGUGCAGUUUUGCUUCUGAGGUAAACCGAUCUUGAUUUAAUGACGCCUGAUAAACAUCAACGUAAUGACGGCAAAAACAGAUCGAAAUUUGCUCAAAUGUGACACAAUAUAUACACAAGAUAUCUAUCGGCAACCGUAAUUUAAUUGGCCGAUCAAAUCAGCGAAUCUAAUAAUGAUCAUGAUCAGCCGGUUGGUCAUCCUGGUCCAUAUAUUGGUCCAUCACUACUAUAUAUGACUCUCAGGCUUGGGCAAAAUUCAGAAUUGAAGCACUUGUAGAAUUUCAAGACAUUAGAGAAGUUUUAUUAGUCCGACAACAGGUUAGCGACAAAAUAUGAAUCAUAACACAAUCCAUUUGAACUACUCAUCCCUGCGCAUUCCCUCAUUUACUCAAUUGAUUAGCAUGACUUAUUUUUCUAAAUUAAGCUCAGUGCUUUCGUAACAAUUAGCACGGCUAACAUCCAAACGUUAGCGUGUUCUUUUAUUGUAUAUUAAUCUAAUUUCAAAAAACCUCCGGUUUGAAUUGCGUUAAAUCUGUGAAUAUUUUUUUUUUUCUGCACCGGAAUAUGCGAAAUAUAUCAUUAGCUACAGAAUUUUAAUAUAGUAUAAUAUAAUUAGAGCUGUCGAUCAAUUAACCGCAUCCAAGAUUAAAGCUUUUGUUUGCAUAAUACAUGUGUAUGUAUUGUAUAUAUUUAUUUUGUAGAUAGAGAUAUACACACAUAGACAUAUAUUUAGAAAUGAAAAAAGUUGAAUUUAUUACAUGUAUAUAUUU
Puntigrus tetrazona (Sumatra barb) is the source of this 5042-nucleotide messenger RNA. Its product is annotated as thyrotropin-releasing hormone-degrading ectoenzyme-like. Gene Ontology annotation, cellular component: cytoplasm. Gene Ontology annotation, biological process: peptide catabolic process; proteolysis. Lineage: Eukaryota; Metazoa; Chordata; Actinopteri; Cypriniformes; Cyprinidae. Gene Ontology annotation, molecular function: zinc ion binding; metalloaminopeptidase activity; peptide binding. The record is from RefSeq and is a predicted model, not a curated record.